AUGCAACUCAGCUGCCUGUGUGGCCUGGCUCUGUUAUCCUGGAUCACCUGGACUGCCUGUUGGAUGAUGUGGGUGAACAACUGCCUUCCAAUAAUGAUGUAUUGCCUGCAACACCUUCUAAACCUUGGAAAAGUCAGGCAGAACACAAGCACUGGCCAUUCCACAGGGUGGAACAAUGGAAUGGCACAUUCUUUGAGGAAUAAUCCCUGUGGCUGUUUGGUACUGCAUGUUGGGCAUGGUGGGAAGCACUGCCCGGCCAGUGGUUGUUCAAAUGAUGAAGUCACAGCUGAGGAGGAAGAUGAUUGGGAGGAUGUGGAUCAAGAUGGUUGUCCACCAAAUCUGCAGGCCCUGAAGAACCAAAGCUGUCUAAUUGUCAUGCACACCAACAGAAUACACUACUGCAAUGUGCAGUAUUGUAGACGCCCUGGGGCAGAGGAUUCACACAUACAGCUGAUGUGGGCUGGGAUGUUUCCUGCUACCACAAAGGCUGCAAGGACUGCAUUUACCUUCCAAGUACUCCCUGACUUUGUUCAGGACAAUGUGGAAUGUGGUACCUCAGUGAUGAAUUUCUACAGCAAACUUCGCUGCAUAACCUCCAAUGCCUUUCCUCAUCUGGUGCCAGAUAGGUACAGGGAACUGCUGAGAGUUGCUAGGAUGUGGCAGCUCCUGAAACUACUGAAAUGGCAGGGAUCCCACACAAGUGCAGAAGAUGCUGGCCCUGGGGAAUUAGUGUUAUUCUGUCCAGCAUGUCCUCAGCCUGGCAUCAACAUUCCUGAAGAUGAAACAGAUUAUUCCCAUUGGACACUGGCAAGAAGCUUGGUCAUGGAUGGGAAUUUCAAGGCAGAGCAUAUGCAUCCAAAGGAUGCUGGCAGUGAAGCCUGGUUGAUAGAUGGAAAGGGGUACAUGGUCACAUCACAGCCAUACAAGGAAUAUUUGAGCAGCACUAAAAAUGUGGUUGAGAUCUUGGAUUGCAGCAAUCAUCAGGCAGUUAAUCAAGCAAAUGCCAACUGGCAGCAGCUCGCAUCUACAGGGAUAGGUGGAUGUGCCUGUGUGUGGCAUGGCUGUUUUGUGCCACAUGCAAUGGUUGACUUCCAGAAGGGCAAACAGCAGGUUAACAUGGACUAUGCACUUGUGCAUGCCAUCAGGCAUGGCACAGUCCCUGGCCAGCAAGUGAUACAUUUCUAUGAUAUUAACUGCCAGUAUAGCAAAGAUGGCAUGUGGAUCUGCCCUGGCAUUGGGUUGUGGCAUGUUCAUGGCCACCACACAGAAUGCUCUGCACAAUAUGCUCCCAAUUUCAUUGUGGGUGCUGGCUGGGUGGAUGGGGAGAUCAUGGAAACAUUGUGGUCCUCCCUGAAUAUCAUUUCCCCAUCUGCUAGAGGCAUGGCCACUCCCCAUCGGCAGGAGGCUACAGCAAUGAGACUCAAGUGGAAACUCAAGGUUGCUGAGGAAUCUUAUUUAGUGGUUGAAGGCAGGUUUGCUGAUUUGAAUGGUAAUGUCCCACUGGCAAUCAGCCAAUCAUGGGGGGAAGAAGUGGCAGUGGCAUUAGAAAACCAGCUAUCAAGGCCACAGGCCAUGAAUAUAUAUGAGGUCAGGCUGCAGAAAGGAUUUGUGCUGAGUGGUAUUGAAGCUCCCUCUGCAAAGGCAAUCAAGAUAGAUUUACUGGCCAUCCCCCAGCCAGGGCAUUCACAGGGUAUGGUGACCUGGAUUGUGAAGGCAUUGAGGAUAGAGGAAGCACAAAUCCAGCUUACAGUGGCAUGA
Messenger RNA from Pisolithus orientalis, 1758 nucleotides. RefSeq lists its product as uncharacterized. The transcript has 10 exons. The record is from RefSeq and is a predicted model, not a curated record. Lineage: Eukaryota; Fungi; Basidiomycota; Agaricomycetes; Boletales; Pisolithaceae. Bases 1 to 1758 code for a protein of 585 amino acids.